AUGAAGCACGGAGGAGAGACAGCGCGGAAGUAUGAAGCACGGAGGAGAGACAGCGCGGAAUCAGCUUCAAGAUCACGUCCACCAGAAGAGGAAUCACCAACCAUCCACCACGGGAAAACACCAACCAUCUACCACGGGAAAACACCAAACAUCCACCACGGGAAAACCCCAACCAUCUACCAUGGGAAAACACCAAACAUCCACCAUGGGAAAACACCAAACAUCCACCACGGGAAAACACCAACCAUCUACCACGGGAAAACACCAAACAUCCACCACGGGAAAACACCAACCAUCUACCACGGGAAAACACCAAACAUCCACCAUGGGAAAACACCAAACAUCCACCACGGGAAAACACCAAACAUCUACCACGGGAAAACACCAAACAUCUACCACGAGAAAACACCAAACAUCUACCAUGGGAAAACACCAACCAUCCACCACGGGAAAACACCAACCAUCUACCACGGGAAAACACCAACCAUCCACCACGGGAAAACACCAACCAUCCACCACGGGAAAACACCAACCAUCCACCACGGGAAAACACCAACCAUCUACCACGGGAAAACACCAAACAUCUACCAUGAGAAAACACCAAACAUCCACCAUGGGAAAACACCAAACAUCUACCACGGGAAAACACCAACCAUCUACCAUGGGAAAACACCAAACAUCCACCAUGGGAAAACACCAACCAUCUACCACGGGAAAACACCAAACAUCUACCACGGGAAAACACCAAACAUCCACCACGGGAAAACACCAACCAUCUACCACGGGAAAACACCAAACAUCCACCACGGGAAAACACCAACCAUCUACCACGGGAAAACACCAAACAUCCACCACGAGAAAACACCAAACAUCUACCAUGGGAAAACACCAAACAUCCACCACGAGAAAACACCAAACAUCCACCACGAGAAAACACCAAACAUCCACCACGAGAAAACACCAAACAUCCACCAUGGGAAAACACCAAACAUCUACCACGGGAAAACACCAACCAUCUACCACGGGAAAACACCAACCAUCUACCAUGGGAAAACACCAAACAUCCACCACGGGAAAACACCAAACAUCUACCACGGGAAAACACCAACCAUCUACCACGGGAAAACACCAACCAUCUACCACGGGAAAACACCAAACAUCCACCAUGGGAAAACACCAACCAUCUACCACGGGAAAACACCAAACAUCUACCACGGGAAAACACCAAACAUCCACCAUGGGAAAACACCAAACAUCCACCAUGGGAAAACACCAAACAUCUACCACGGGAAAACACCAAACAUCUACCACGGGAAAACACCAAACAUCCACCACGAGAAAACACCAAACAUCUACCACGGGAAAACACCAACUAUCCACCACGGGAAAACACCAACCAUCUACCACGGGAAAACACCAAACAUCCACCACGGGAAAACACCAACCAUCUACCACGGGAAAACACCAACUAUCCACCACGGGAAAACACCAACCAUCUACCACGGGAAAACACCAAACAUCCACCAUGGGAAAACACCAAACAUCUACCACGGGAAAACACCAAACAUCUACCACGGGAAAACACCAAACAUCCACCACGAGAAAACACCAAACAUCUACCACGGGAAAACACCAACUAUCCACCACGGGAAAACACCAACCAUCUACCACGGGAAAACACCAAACAUCCACCACGGGAAAACACCAAACAUCUACCACGGGAAAACACCAAACGUCCACCACGAGAAAACACCAAACAUCUACCACGGGAAAACACCAACUAUCCACCACGGGAAAACACCAACCAUCUACCACGGGAAAACACCAAACAUCCACCACGGGAAAACACCAACCAUCUACCACGGGAAAAGACCAAACAUCCACCACGGGAAAACACCAACCAUCUACCACGGGAAAACACCAAACAUCCACCACGGGAAAACACCAACCAUCCACCAUCGGAAAACACCAAACAUCCACCACGAGAAAACACCAACCAUCUACCAUGGGAAAACACCAACCAUCUACCACGGGAAAACACCAAACAUCUACCACGAGAAAACAUCAAACAUCUACCAUGGGAAAACACCAAACACCCACCAUGGGAAAACACCAAACAUCCACCACGAGAAAACACCAAACAUCUACCACGGGAAAACACCAAACAUCUACCACGGGAAAACACCAAACAUCCACCAGGGGAAAACACCAAACAUCAACCACGAGAAAACACCAAACAUCUACCACAGGUGGAAACACCAAACAUCUACCACAGGAAAAUACCAAACAUCUACCAAGGGAAAACACCAAACAUCUACCAUAGGAUAA
Molecule: messenger RNA, 2328 nt
Organism: Hyla sarda
Lineage: Eukaryota; Metazoa; Chordata; Amphibia; Anura; Hylidae
Exons: 2
Coding region: 1-2328 (775 amino acids)
Source: RefSeq, a predicted model, not a curated record